AUCACCCUCCGAUGCAGCUUCUAGCGCUAUUUUGUUGAACCAAAGAUCGCACGGAAACGUUGUGCGCCACCUGAGGUAGUUGCAGUAGGGUCUCAGUCACUUUUCUUCUUACUUCUAGCCAGGAAGCAAUUCAUUGGGCCCUACAGCGACGCUCCCUCCAGUGCAGUCAGGCAGCCCAGGCAGCUUCUAUGCGGUCAGCUUCCGAAGAGGGCAUCUGGAAGCAAGCUGACAUGUAGCGAGUUCACAUGUGCUAAGCGAGAAGGAAGAUCGGCUUCGCAGCACCCAGUGCAAGGCCUAUGGUUUUCAGAGGGGAUCUUGGACCCUUGAUGGGGCCUGAGGGGGCUGCGGGCAGCGCAUGGAUGGUGUAGAGGGGCACUUGGUGGAGCCUCAGGAUUCGAAUGGGGCCCACCAGCCCUCACCAGCUGGCCAGGCUGCACCCAGUGCUAGCAAAGCUCAGCCAUUCGAGCCCAUCACAGCUCGCUCAGCCUCACCGCCUGGCACUGUGGGACACAGAUUGCAGCACGUGCACCCUCAACCUAACCAGCUUCAGAGCCUGCCAACUGCGCUCGGUCACAUGCCCCUAAAAGGGGACGCGAGGCCGCUGCAAAAUGGGGUCCCUUCAGGAGGCCCAGGCCAGGCCAGCGGGCAGGGGCAGCCGUGGAUUGGGCAGCCAUCUGGGCAGGCACCCCUGCCUCAGCGCAUGCCUGUGCAUCAUGAUGCCCCUGGUUUCACGCAAUUUUUGGCUGACCAG
Molecule: messenger RNA, 751 nt
Organism: Coccomyxa subellipsoidea C-169
Lineage: Eukaryota; Viridiplantae; Chlorophyta; Trebouxiophyceae; Coccomyxaceae
Exons: 2
Source: RefSeq, a predicted model, not a curated record